Molecule: messenger RNA, 1398 nt
Organism: Ostreococcus tauri
Lineage: Eukaryota; Viridiplantae; Chlorophyta; Mamiellophyceae; Mamiellales; Bathycoccaceae
Product: Rubisco LS methyltransferase, substrate-binding domain
Exons: 1
Coding region: 1-1398 (465 amino acids)
Biological process (GO): peptidyl-lysine monomethylation
Molecular function (GO): protein-lysine N-methyltransferase activity
Source: RefSeq, a predicted model, not a curated record
AUGUCGAUGAUCCCGAGCGCGCUGGGCGCGCUGGAUCGAGGACGAAUGGUGGAACGAUGGAUGGAUGCGGCGCGCGCGCGCGGCGGCGUGGAUCUCGCGCGCGGCGUGCGACCGCGAUCGAUGGAUCUCGCGCGAUCGGUGACAGGUGAGAGACAUGGGUUGGAGACGGAUGCGGCGCCGGUGGAACGAGGGGAGGCGUACGCGCGUGUGGCGUGGAACGAGACGUUGCAUCCGAGUCGGUACUCGACGAGCGACGAGCGAGGAUUAGGAGGCGUCCUGUCGACGAUGCGAAGCGAGUACGGGGAGGACGAGAAGACGGCGUUGUUGUUGUGUUUGCUGUACGAGCGGUUCGAGUUGGGGACGGAGAGCGCGUUUCGAUCGUACUUUCGGACCAUGCCGGAGGAAUUCGAGACGCCGGCGCAUUGGAGUCCGGAGACGGUGAAGGAGUUGGCGGGGAGCGACGUGUACGAGAGGGACAUCAUGGAGGAGUUCGAGACGGUGAAGAAAGUGUGGGGCGCGUUGAACAAGAGGGUUUUCGACGUGCACACGGAUGUCUUUAAAAAAGGGGCGGCGAAAACGUUGUACGCGUUCCGAUGGGCGUGGGCGGUCGUUCACGCCAGGGCCACGAGGAUAAGCGGUAAAAGCGGACUAGCUCUCGUUCCGGUGAUUGAAAUGAUUCGCGAGUGUGCGGAUACGGGUGAUGAUGGAGAUGUCAACGGCGAAGGUGCGGCAGACGGCGUUGACGACGCGUUUGCAGUGUACGAUCCGCACGCCGAUGAGGUGGUCGUGUACGCCAAACGUGACUACGCACCGAGGGAGGAAAUCUGUGAACGCUACGGUGGCUGGAAUAACGGCGAAGCCGUUCAGCACGUGGGUUAUUUACCGAAUGUUCACGAAAACUCCGCGCGAAACUGCGUUUUGCUCAUUCUCGAGCCGGACGUUCGAUACGUCGAAAAAGUUCGCCGAGCUGGCUACAGCGUUCCAUUCCGCGUGUGCAUGUCGUUUUCGGCAACUGAAAGCAGUUUGGACGCGUUUGCCGCGUACGCCGAGCUCGCUGACGGGCGAGAGGUCGAUAUAGGCCCGGGGGGUAUCCCGAGAAACGUCUCUAAAGCCGCCGCCAAACGUAUUUUAGAAGAGCGUCUCAAUCGUUACCCGACUACGGCUGAUCAGGACGCAGCCGCGCUGUCGACGAUUCAAAACGCCGUCAAUGACUUCUCCCGGGCGCUGAAAAAUGAAGACUUGGCUGUUUUUGAGCGCGCUCAGAUCGAGAUGAAGUUGCGACAAUCGCGUCAUGGAGAAUUGGCCGUUGGGCUUCGCAUCCGUGAGAAGCGGAUCCUCCGAGCUCUGAUUGAAAAAUUAUCGCACGCCGCGCGCGAGGACGUUCACGACGAGCUUUGA